GAGAAGGAAGAUGGAGAAACGGCCUGGCGAGAAGGGGAGGAUAAGGGAGGAACAAGGCUAUCAGCGGGAGCAGGUGGUCCAGGAGAAAGUUCAGGAGAAAGUUCAGGUGCCAGUGGAGGAGUUGCACAGGCCUGGCAAAUCGACGGGCAGUGGAAGGGCUUUCCAAGAGGAGACAACGGAGCAGGAUACGGAGCUGGCGCAGAAACGGGCGUGCGUUGGAGGGAAGGGGGCACAGGAGGGAGAAAAGGAGAGAGAAGAGAAGGUGGCAAAGGAGGGGGAAGAGAAGGGAGGGAAAGAGAGGAGCGAGGAUGAAGCAGAGGAGAGCAGGCGAGAAGGACAAGGGGAGGAGAGAGAGGGGAGUGAAGGGGACCGGUACCACUGGCUCAAGUACGGACAGAAGGUGCUGAUGGAGAGAGUUUAUGCACGGGCCUAUUUCCGCUGCGCGCAGCACGCGGCGGGGUGCCAGGCCAAGAAGACCAUGGACAUACCCUUGCAGAAGCCCCCUCCCAGCUCGCCGCAGCCGCAGCCCCAGGUGGCGUUUCUCGGGCAGCACUCGCACCCUCCUCCCGACAACCCCCGCCGCACAACCCUCUCCCUGGCUGCUCGGUUUGCUGCAGAGUUAAAGGAAGAGAUGCGAUCUGAAGCUGCUGCUGCUGCUGCUGCUGCGGGUGCGGGUGCUGCUGGUGCGGCUGCUGCCGCUGCUGCUGCUGCGGGUUCAGGUUCUGCUGGUGCGGCUGCUGCUGCUGCUGCUGCUGCUGCUGGUGCUGCUGCUGCUGCGGGUGCGGCACCAGGAACAGCAGCAGCUACCGGUGCAGCUUCUGCUGCAGCCUCUGCAGCUGAUGCUACUGCCACUCCGGGUGCUACUGCCGCUAAUGCUGCCACUGUUACUGCUGCUGCGAAUGAUGCUGCAGCAGCUGCACCAGCAGCAACUGCACCAGCAGCAACUGCACCAGCAGCACCUGCACCAGCAGCAACUGUGGCAUCUUCUGGCCCUGCUCCCACUCAUGGCAACAAAGAUCCCAUGGGCGCUCUUGCAAGAGCUCGUGCUCUUGCCAAGAGCAGCUUUGGCACUUCCAGUGCUGCAGCUGGCAUGCCACAAGUUGGAGGUGCCAGGGGGCCCAGCACCGGCAGCAGUUCCUUUGUGCCGGCUAAAACUGGUGCCAGCCUACCACCAGCACUUCACAGCGCUGGUGGCAGGGGGCCCGACAGUUCUCUGGAGUUUGGGCUUGGAAGGAAAGUGGCCACAGCAGGGGGGAGCAGCCGGAUGCAUCAGUCAUCAUUCCCCCUGGUGCAGUCUGGUGCCAGUAACGCUGCCUGCACCAACAGCAGCAGCAGCAGCAGCAGCAGGGGCAGCAGCACCACCACCACUACCACCACCACCACCACGAGCACCAGGAAAUCAUUUGUGCUGGCUGCUAGUGGUGCCAGCCUGUCACACUCGCAUGACAGCAAUUAUCCGCUGCAGGGUGGCAUUGCGGCAACCAGUGACAUGCUACUGGCGUUGGCAAGCAGCUUCGUGGGAAGCACACCAGUAGCAGGAGCAGCAGGAGCAGCAGCAGCAGCAGGAGCAGGAGGAGAGGGAGGGGCGGGAAGAGCAGGAGCAGGAGGAGCACGAGGAGCGGCAGCAGCAGCAGCAGCAGCAGCAGGAGGAGGAGGAGGAGGAGGAGGAGGAGGAGGAGGAGGGGCAGCAGCAGGAGCAGAAUCAGGAAUAUCCACGCCUUUGCCGCGCGCUGUGCCAGGCUGGGAUGUAGGCAGGCUGGCAGCAGCAGCUGCUGCAGCACCCGCACAGAACUUGUUUGUGGGGGCUCUACCGAAUGUGGCUCAGCAAUGGCUGCUGUGGCUGCAGCAGCAGCAGCAGCAACAGCAGCAGCAACAGCAGCAGCAUCAGCUACACGCUGCUGCCAUCCUUGCUGCUGCCCUUGCUGCGGCUGCCAAUACCCCCUCUGCUGCGGCUGCUGCUGCUGCUUCUGCUGCCGCUUCUGCUGCCGCUUCUGCUGCUGCUUCCUCCGCUUUCGCUGCCACUGUUAAUGCUCCACUGCCAAACAGAUUCACUGCCGCAUCGACCACCUCAUGCACUGGUAUGCCACCCACACACCCACUCAUAACUGCACGUGAGGACUGUACAGGUGCUGCGGCCUCAUAUCACAGCACCCGGAGGGUGAUGAAGGGGGAAGCAGGGGAACCAGGGGAAUUAUGUUGUGAAGGAGGAGGAGAGGCGCCCCAGGGACCAGAACAGGUAAGAUACUUUCCGACAGCUCACUCGACUCCCAGUGCUGCUGGUGCUGUGGCCAAACUUAUCUCUCUCGCUGCUGCAGUGACUGCUGGGCAUCCUGCUGCACGGGCAGCACCAGCCCACCUGGCUGCUGGGCAGCAGCAGCAGCAGCAGCAGCAGCAGCAGCAGCAGCAGCAGCAGCAGGUGGCACCAUUACCUGCAACAUACGCACCCAGGGAGGGUUCUUCUCUACCGGUCCGGUCCUCUCCGAACCUGUCCUCUCCGAACCUGUUCUCUCCGAACCUGUCCUCUCCAAACCUGUCCUCUCCGGUCUUGUCCUCUCUACCCAGGGCAAUGCAGGAUGAAGCCAUUCCUGCAUCUCUUGUGCUUGCACAAUCAUCCAAAGCUCCAGCAUCAGCUACAGCUGGAGCGUCGGUUAGAGCUGCACUAUCAGUCACAGCUGCACCGUCAGUUAAGGCUACACCAUCAGUUGCAUCAACACACUCAGUUACAGCAUCGAGCCUUGCUGACACCGUCAUCCUUGCUGCAUUCUCUGCUGCAGCUGCUUUCCCUGCACCGACCACAUACGCCGGAGCUGCGGCUGCUGCUUCAUCUAUGCCACACAAGCAGCUAGCACCAGCUCAGCUUCCGCUGGCUCAGCCGCCACUGCCAGUUCAGCAACCUGCAACUAGCCAAUUUCGCCUGGCAUGUACCGGUACUUGCUGGUCGGAUAGUGUGCCUGUGAGUGGUAGAGGAGGGGAGGGAAGAAGUUUGCCGGUGAGCACUCUGCAUCCUUUGCAGUACCUGCCUGAUGCAAAGCCGGUUCAAGCAUCAGGCAGUCAUCACACGGUUACGCCACAGACGGAUUGGUCUGGAGAUAGUAGAGGCGGGGAGGGAAGGAGCGCUUACCAUUGUAACGAAAGGACAGCUGUGGACAAGGCCCAGAGCUCUGAGAAUGAUGGCAAUGCCAGUGCUGCAGUGAAGAUGGAUCUUGAUCUAAAUGUGUAACAUAAAUGCAUGACUUAUGUACACUUCUAUAGGAGUAAACAUUUUACCAUGGA
Closterium sp. NIES-67 is the source of this 3273-nucleotide messenger RNA. NCBI's taxonomy places the organism in Eukaryota, Viridiplantae, Streptophyta, Zygnematophyceae, Desmidiales, Closteriaceae. The record is from the annotation of a GenBank genome assembly.